AUUAUGCAAGCGGACGUCUUACUAAUCUCAUGUACCGCAAACGAAUCCAUAGGUUGCUCGAUAAAUGGCCCGGUAAGGAGCGCUUCGGUCUCUACAGGUUUAUGCCUUUGUUUUUCGUGCUGGGCGCCGCGUUGGAGUUUUCCAUGAUCAACUGGCAUGUGGGAGAGACUAAUUUUUAUCGUACUUUCAAGCGGAGCCGAGCGAGAGAGAUCGUCGACAAGGAACUGCUGGGGCGUUGAGAGAUGCCGGCGGGCGUUUCCUGGGGCGCGUAUCUCCGCUUGGUAGCGGCGUCCCUCGUUAGCAUGUUUGCGGGAGCGCAACUUGUGCACGCCUAUUACAAACCUCUGACGGACCUCGAUCGCUAUGUGGAAGAAGAAAGAGCUCGGCGUAACGCGAGCGAAUCGCAAAACAAGGACGUUUAGAGCGCCUAGUGUUGUUUAAUAGACGAUUUUUUAUUAG
Cylas formicarius (sweet potato weevil) is the source of this 459-nucleotide messenger RNA. RefSeq names its product small integral membrane protein 4. The record is from RefSeq and is a predicted model, not a curated record. Bases 30 to 239 code for a protein of 69 amino acids. The transcript has 2 exons. Lineage: Eukaryota; Metazoa; Arthropoda; Insecta; Coleoptera; Brentidae.